Molecule: messenger RNA, 1956 nt
Organism: Gekko japonicus
Lineage: Eukaryota; Metazoa; Chordata; Lepidosauria; Squamata; Gekkonidae
Gene: FUNDC2
Product: FUN14 domain containing 2
Exons: 5
Coding region: 41-715 (224 amino acids)
Biological process (GO): autophagy of mitochondrion
Cellular component (GO): mitochondrial outer membrane
Source: RefSeq, a predicted model, not a curated record
GGGGGCAGGCGCUCUGUGGCCCUUUGCCGGGCGGAGGAGGAUGCGUGACCACGCGCGCCCCCGUCCGGUCCCCCCCGCCCAACUCGUCCAGCUCUACACAUCCGAGUGGAUUUGGAGGCCGGCGAGCUCCAUGGAGGAGGAGCCAGCAGCCGUGCCGACGUCACGCGCGCCGGGGACCCAUUCGUGCACCUCCCUCAUCCGCCUGGAGCAGGAGGCCAAGCGCGAGCAGCACGCGCGGGUGCAGGAGAAGCGGCGCAGGGGCAACGCCAUGCCAGGAAAGAAGAUCAGCGAUGAGGUGCUGGACCUGGCCGAGUACACGAAGAACCAGCCCUGGUGGCGCAAGCUGUUUGGGCCCAGCUCUGGCUCCAGCACAGAAAAGUACAACGUAGCUACCCAGCUGGCUAUUGGAGGCGUCACAGGAUGGUGCACCGGCUUCAUCUUUCAGAAGGUUGGGAAACUGGCCGCAACUGCCGUGGGAGGUGGCUUCUUCCUGCUUCAGAUCGCGAACCACACGGGAUACAUCAAAGUCGACUGGCAGAUGGUGGAGCGGGACGUGAGCAAAGCCAAGGAGCAGCUGAAGUUUCACGGCAGCAACCACAGCCAGCUGGCACCAGAGGUCAAGACCCAAGUGGAUGAGGUGAUCUCCUUUCUGAAGAAGAACGUUCUCCUGACCGGCGGGUUUGUCGGAGGGUUUCUGCUCGGCAUGGCCUCUUAGGAGACGCCUCAGUCUGGAAGCCCCCUGCGCUGCUGCCAUCUCCCGCUCAGUAACCGCCGGAUUGAUCAGUUGGCUGACCUGGAGCAUUGCCCCUGCUGACCAGUUCUCCGCUUUGUAUGUGAAUCAUGGCCUCCAGAAAUGCUGCCGCUAGCUCCUGUGCUCCUCCCGUUUUUAUUUGAUGCGCUGGAGAUUGGUGGGGGGGGGAGAGAUGGGCUUGGUCCGAAGGCUGGCCGCUGCAGGGCUGACUUCUGUACCCCCCGUGAUAUCUCGGGCUCUGUAGAAUCCCCCUUCCUCAUUUAACUUUUUUCAACCCGAUGACCUAGGCAAAGGGUUGUGUCUCUGGGAUAAUCCCAUCUCCGGGACAGGAGCACCCCUCGCCUUGUAUGCACCAUCUUGGCUGUUUCGUAUUCCUUCUUGAGUAGCUGUGGUACAGCCUGUGCUUCCAGCUGGUAAGAUCACAAAGGCACAGUGUGGAGAGGCUGUACCAGGUCAUGUCCCAAAAUAACUGGUGCCUAGGACUGGCGCGUCCUACUGUGGGCAUGCUCUUUCUCAAGCCCUGACUUUGCUAGGACAACUGUAUACAAACAGAUCCCCUCUGGCAUCUCCUGGGCUGUUAUUUAUAUACCUGUUGCUGAAGCCAGAGAGCUGGAACUUCCUGUGGAAACUCUGCCUGUUACCUGGGAUUCUCUGCCAGGAAAGCUGCGCAGGACUUCAAAAUUACAUUGUUCCAAGGAAAUGUCUCUUGUAUGCUUAACUGUCACUGCCUUGUAGAAUGAAUGCUUCAAGGUAGACUCUAUCUGAAUGGCUGGAACCAGCAAGCUCUUUGGGAGAAUCUGGGUUCUCUUGCUGGGGAGCCACGGUUGCAGCAGUGGGGCUUGGAGGUGUGCAUUGUGCUGCCAGAGCCUCGUCUUGUAUGGAUCUCCAGCUGGCUAUCUGGGACGUGUAGAUAGCGGGAGCUUGGAGAAUCUGGGUCUUGGUGCUGUAUAAGCGACUGUUGCAGUGAUGGGGAAUGGUGUGUGUUGUGCCGUGGGAUCCUCAUCUUGUAUGGCGCUCCGGCUGCGAGAAUCUGGGUCUUCUCAGUUGCAGUGCCGGGGACUGGAUAUGUGUUGUUCUGUUGGAACCUCUUCUUAUAUGGAGCUCUAGCUCUCCAUGAUGUGCAGAGAGUGGGAGCUCUGUAGGUUCUGUUGUUGCUUUAUGUGGCAGUCGGGGCAGGUGGAAAGGGAUGGAACGCUUGUCCAACG